This is a messenger RNA of Colletotrichum siamense, 705 nucleotides long. RefSeq lists its product as uncharacterized. The record is from RefSeq and is a predicted model, not a curated record. Bases 1 to 705 code for a protein of 234 amino acids. The transcript has a single exon. NCBI's taxonomy places the organism in Eukaryota, Fungi, Ascomycota, Sordariomycetes, Glomerellales, Glomerellaceae.
AUGCGCUUCUCCAUCAUCGCCCUCUCCGCCAUCCUCGGCGUUGCUGCCGCCGCCCCGGAGCCCGUCGCCCUCAACUACGAUGACGUCGUCGUUGUUGGCGAGGAUGACUCCUACACCGUCAUGAAGGACUACGAGUACGAGGCCAUCAAGGCCCGUGACCUCCAGAUUGCCCCCAGAGCUCGCGUCGCCUCUGCCCCUGAGCCCAGCCUCAAGCGCCGCGGCUGCGAGGAAUCCACCGAGUUCCAGAUCCUCACCGACGACACCUUCCUCAACUGGGACGUCCCCAUGUCUCCCGUCGUCAACUCUGUCGGCAACGACGUCGCUGUCUCUGUCGACAAGGGCUACUCCCUUGCCAACUCCGUCGGCGUCACUGCCGGCCUGUCCUACACCAUCCCCAAGAUCGCCCUCGGUGUCUCUCUCUCCGUCUCCUACACCAAGACCUGGACCUCCACCGAGUCUCAGAACCUCCGUUUCACUGUUCCCGAGGGACAGUUCGGUCUCGUCGUCUCCCAGCCCCAGGUCCGCCGCAUCACGGGCAACAUCCUCGAGGGCUGCACCGACUCCCCCAGCUACACCCCCUUCACCUCCGACACCUACACCGACCAGUCCUACGGCAACCUCAACUGGGUCAAGGGUGUCAUCCGCCUUUGCAACAGCACCACCUACCCCGUCCCCUUCUGCAUCGGCGAGGGCUCCCACAACUAA